UAGGGAUUAGGUAGUGACUCUUGCUGUUACUAGCGCGUGAACGGUGAGCAAAAAGGACUAAAUCAGAUCGGCAACAAUGGUGAAAUGUAGCAGGUGUUGCUUACAUCGCUCAAUGAAGAUGGUCAACCUGGCUGUCAUCUUAUUUGGGGUUGCCAUCAUUGUUUACUCUCUUUGGUUGUUAAAGAGAUGGAAGGAAGGAGUUAGAGAAAUUAGUUCUGAAACCACUAUUCCUACACCAUGGUUCAUCUACACAUGUUUGGGUGAAGGAAUUGUUGUGUGUUUGAGCAUGCUCUCUGGCCACAUGGUUGCUAACUGUAUCAGUUCUUAUACUCUCUUCACUUAUUUAGCAUCUGUUUGCUCCAUUCUUUGCCUUCAAACUCUGGCAUUUAUUUCUAUUUUCUACAAGAUGGAUUGGAAAGAUAAAAUCUCCAAAUACAUUGAUUUGCAAGAUGAGAAAUUUGGCAACUUCCUGAGAAUCAACUUAAGUGUGUCUCGUUUGCUCUUGAUCAUGAUCUUAGCUGCACAGAUCAAUGCUGUCAUAGUUGCAUUCAUUCUAUGGGCCACUGGAGCAGAACCAAGGAGUCAUUGUCGCAGUUUCGGCACACCUGAAUUUAAUCAAUCCUUUCUGGUGAUACCUGACUCUCCGGUUCAACUUAAUGGAGGGAGUUCACUUGGAAGGAAUUUUGAAGCUUAGAAAUGAGGGAGGCCAAGACUAAGUCUUCCACUAACUAUCUACUUUGGUACAAAGAAAAGCCUCACUUAAA
Molecule: messenger RNA, 764 nt
Organism: Telopea speciosissima
Lineage: Eukaryota; Viridiplantae; Streptophyta; Magnoliopsida; Proteales; Proteaceae
Product: tetraspanin-19-like
Exons: 5
Coding region: 77-694 (205 amino acids)
Source: RefSeq, a predicted model, not a curated record